AUGUCAUCGUACUUCAUGUGCUGGCACAUCCUCCCAAAGAUCUUGUCCGCGCUGGCCCGCCCCACCGAAGCUCUGUCAGUCUCGGGAACCUGGGUAGUCCUCGGCCUGCGUACGGCGUCAAUCUUCCAAAGGACGGCUGGGCACAUCCUCAGAUCGGACGUCCGGCUGCGCGAGGAGUCUGAGGGCCUCUGCAUCUUCGACAGCCAUGUCGGCACCCUAUCUAGUGCUGGGUGCCAUUGUGUGCACCGUGUCGCUGGUGAGGAUUGCGCGUUCCAAGCCCCAGGUUCGAUGCGGACUUAUAUACUACAUUGCCCAGGUCUUCAGUUGCUUGGCAACGCUGCAGAAAGACCAUGCCAGUGCCAUGCCAGUUGUCCGCAGAGACGUCUCCGUGCGUGCCUCUAUAGUUGA
Molecule: messenger RNA, 408 nt
Organism: Geosmithia morbida
Lineage: Eukaryota; Fungi; Ascomycota; Sordariomycetes; Hypocreales; Bionectriaceae
Exons: 1
Coding region: 1-408 (135 amino acids)
Source: RefSeq, a predicted model, not a curated record